UGCUCUAAGUUAUAUAGUUUAUUAAUUACCAAAAUGGAUUCUAAUAAAAAAUCUAGAGAAACAAUUAAAGCUGAACGUGAAGCUAAAAAAAUUGCCAAAGCUGCAGCUAAAAAAAAAGGAAAAAUUGAAAAUAAAAUAAAUAAUGAACCAUUAACAGAAAUAAAUGAAACUGAUAAAUUGGAAAAUCAAAAAAAGUCAGAAAUUAAAACAGAUACUAAUAAUGAAUGUGUUCACAAAAAACAAAUCAAAAAUACAGUUGUUGAUCAACAAAAUAAAAUCGAUGAAAAAAAUCAACUCAUAGAAAAUAAGAAAGAGAAUAAACAAAAAAUUGAAGAAAAAAACAAACUAGAAUUACGAGCUGAACGAAGAGCUAAGCAAGAAGCACAAAGAGCUGCGAAACAAGCCCUAUUGACUAAUAAAUUAAAAACAGUUGAACAUAUACCUGAAAAAAUACAAGAAAAAUCUGUAACACUAACAAGUAAAGAUAAAUUAGUAAAAACGACUUGUGCAAAAUCUGAAAUUAAAGAAAAUUUACAUGAGGUCAAUUUGUUUAAACAUUUGUAUAUCAACAAAAGGAAUAUAUCUGAACAUAUAAAUAAUAAUAAUCUUAAUCUCCAUCCAACAAUAUUAAGGCUAGGUGUACAGUAUUCUGAGAAAGUGAUUGUUGGUAGUAAUGCAAGAUGUGUUGCCUUACUUGCUGCUGUAAAACAACUUAUUGAAGAUUUUGAACGGCCAUCGCAAGCUGAUUUUACAAGAGGACUUGAAACUAGUCUUCAACAAUCUUUGAAAUAUUUGAAUUCAUGUAGACCGUCUGCAGUUUCUAUGCAAAAUGCUGUAAAACAUUUAAAAUGGCAGAUGUCUACUUUACCUUCUACAAUAUCUGAUAAAGAAGGAAAGUUGAAACUAGAAAAUGCAAUUGACACAUACAUUCAGGAACAAAUAUUACUUGCUGAUAAAGCAAUAUCAAAUGCAAUAAAAAAAAAGAUAUUAAACGGAGAUGUUAUAUUGACUUAUGGAUUUUCUUCUGUAAUUCACAAAAUACUUUGUGAUGCUUACACUGCUGGCAAACAAUUUAGAGUGAUUAUUGUUGAUGGUAGACCUUGGUUAGAAGGUAAAGAACUUUUAAGACGGUUAAUUAAACAUGGGAUUGACUGUUCAUAUGUACUAAUUAAUGCUCUUAGCUUUAUUAUGCCGCAGGUUAGCAAAGUUUUUCUUGGUGCACAUGCAAUUUUAGCAAAUGGUGCUGUCAUGUCGAGAGCUGGAACCGCACAGGUUGCUUUGAUAGCAAAUGCAUUUAAUGUACCUGUUCUUGUAGCUUGCGAAACUCAUAAGUCUUGUGAACGUGUACAAACAGAUUCCAUUGUAUACAAUGAAAUAGGUGAUCCUAAUCAACUUAUUACAAACUCAUUUGGUAGUUGUAUCAAGUCUCGUUUAUCAAAUUGGAAGACUAAAAAAACACUUAAUCUACUUAAUAUUACAUAUGAUGUAACACCUGCAAAUUUAGUAACAGCAGUUGUUACAGAACUUGCUAUAUUACCUUGCACAAGUGUACCAGUAAUACUUCGAAUUAAACCAUCUGAAAUAUAAUUUAUAAUUUUUUAUUAUGCGCAAG
Messenger RNA from Ceratosolen solmsi marchali, 1612 nucleotides. RefSeq names its product eukaryotic translation initiation factor 2B subunit delta (gene eIF2Bdelta). The transcript is spliced from 5 exons. Bases 34 to 1587 code for a protein of 517 amino acids. The record is from RefSeq and is a predicted model, not a curated record. Lineage: Eukaryota; Metazoa; Arthropoda; Insecta; Hymenoptera; Agaonidae.